Molecule: messenger RNA, 5527 nt
Organism: Bradysia coprophila
Lineage: Eukaryota; Metazoa; Arthropoda; Insecta; Diptera; Sciaridae
Product: aminopeptidase N-like
Biological process (GO): proteolysis; peptide catabolic process
Cellular component (GO): membrane; cytoplasm
Molecular function (GO): peptide binding; metalloaminopeptidase activity; zinc ion binding
Source: RefSeq, a predicted model, not a curated record
CGCCACCAAUCUCAAGGCUUAGUCGAGUGUAACAUCUUGCUGCUGUAAGAUGCUUCGGUUUUUAUUCGUCAUAGUAACACUUCUGGUUACUAAAACUCUCGCACAGGCCUUUCCUACAUACCGGUUGCCAAACAACACCAUACCAGAAACUUACGACCUCAGCAUAAGAACAUGGAUCAAUGAGAAUAAUAGCACCUUCACCGGAUCCGUUCGAAUCGGAAUUCUAGCCACAGAAUCAACUGACUUCAUCAGAUUGCAUCACAGUGUUCAACAACUUCAAAGUGUUUCGGUUCUGUCCACCAAUGAGCAACCCAUUGCAAUCGGUGAAGUAUCGUACAAUCCAGAGUACCAUUUCUUGACCAUUCCUAUUGCUGGCAGCAAUUUAACGCAAGGAACGAGAUAUUUCAUCGACAUUGACUACGUUGGAUUCAUGAAUUCGUUUAGUGGAUUUUAUCGCUCGUCAUAUGUCGUGAACGAUACGUGGAUAUUUUUCGCUUCUACCCAAUUCGAACCAACGUAUGCUCGUUCCGCUUUUCCCUGCUAUGACGAGCUUCAGAUAAAAUCCAAUUUUACUAUUCGUAUGACCCACACGUCCGAUUAUUCAGCCAUAUCUAACAUGCCUGUUGUGUCCGUCACACAAAAUGGUGAUGGUUCUGCCACUACGCUCUUCGAGACAACUCCACCUAUGUCGACUUACCUUGUCGCGUUCCAUGUAUCAGCAUUCCCUCACAUUACGACUACACCGCCUAGACGGACACCACAACGUUUUUUCUCAAGAUCAGACGCAAUUGGCAACGCAGUGGAAGCCUUAGAUGCGGGUGAACAAUUGCUAGAAGCUAUUGAGGAUUACGUGGAUAUCGAUUUCGCGUUGCCAAAAAUGGAUCAAAUCGCAGUGCCGGGUUUCCCGUCUGGUGCAAUGGAGAAUUGGGGAAUGGCUACAUAUGCCGAAUUCUAUGCUCUUUACAAUGCUUCUUCUGACUUCCAUACGAGACGUAUGUACGCAGUCCUAACGAUUUCACACGAACUGGCUCAUCAAUGGUUCGGAAACCUAGUUACGCCCAGCUGGUGGACGUUUUUAUGGAUGAAGGAAGGUUUCGCCACUUUCUUUGAAUAUUUGGGCGUUGACUUGAUUCAUCCCGAAUGGCAAAUGAGGGACUAUUUUGUCGUUGAUAACAAUCAAUUUGUAUUCCGCAUCGACUCUAACGAAUUCACCCAACCCAUGACCCAUUACGUGGAGCAUCCGAUCGAGAUCGAUUUCCACUUCAACAGCAUUGCUUACAACAAAGCUGCAGCUGUAAUUAGAAUGUUCUGGCAUGUGUUCGGUGAAGAAACGUUUAUGGACGGAGUAAUUUCGUACUUGAGGAGCAAUGCUUUCUCUGAUGCAGAUGAAGAUGAUUUGUUCGAUGCAAUUGCAAUCGCAGUUUGGUUGGAUGACGAAGUGAUUCUUCCUGAUGGAGCAAAUGUUUCAACAAUUAUGGCCUCAUGGACCCGGCAACCUGGAUUCCCCAUUAUUACAGUCGAACGGAAUUAUGACGAUCGAACGAAUCAAGUAACAUUGUCGCAACAAAGGUACUACAGUUAUCCACCACAAAAUCCGGCCAACCAGACAUGGUGGGUGCCAUUCAAUGUCAUAACUCCAGACAAUCCAGACUUUGAAAAUACGCGUGUCGAAAGAUGGAUACCCAAUACACCAUCGGUGGAAAUAACUGUCGAUAAUCUCGAUGCCGAUGAUUACUUAUUGAUCAACAAACAAGCUGCUGGCUACUACCGAAUCCGAUACGACGACCGAAAUUAUCGACUAAUCUCCGAUGCAAUCCUACGGAACAGUUCUCAAUUCCAUUCGACGAACAUUGCACAAUUGAUUGGCGAUGCUAAUGAAUUUUAUGAAACCGAUCAGAUGUCUUUGUCAGCGGUAUUGGAUUUGUUGCGGGUACUAGAGUUCCGGUCCGACUUCGUUAGCUGGAGUCCAGCUCUGAACUUAAUCUACUUCAUCAACAGAAAUAAUCGAGGCAAUCGCAAUUAUGAUGUGUGGGCCGAUUUUAUCCGUUCGCUCAGCGAGGAACUAUACGAUGCGGUCGGCCUUGACGACAUUCCAGAUGAACCAAUUUUGAACAAAUCUGCCCGCGAGAAUAUUGUUCAUCUCGCAUGCGAAAUGGGAUCCGUACACUGUCGAAGUGAUGCAGCCAGACUGUUACGCCGACACAUCGAACUGAAUGAAGAUUUCCAUCACAACAUAAGGCAAGUUCUUCGAUGCGCAUCGAUGAGAAGCGCCUCUCGCACUGAGUUCAACACCAUGUGGAAUCUCUUGCAAACGCUGCCGGAAGACGAUUUUAUUUCACGUUACGAAAUCAUUGACAUGUUGGGAUGUACAACGUCCAGACCAUUGUUGAACGAAUUCGUUAGAUCUGCGUACAAUUUGUCAAUUUACAGCGAAUUCGAACAGUACACCGUCAUCAAUGCCGUACUGCAAAAUGGUGGAAAUUUGGGUAUUGGUCUGACACUCGAAUUCUUCAUCGACAACUACGAAGAAACUAUCGAGAUCUUCGGUUCAUGGUUUGUGCAAAAUCUAGCGUAUUAUAUUAGCAAUGCCGAGCACAUCGAACGCUUUAACGUUUUCCAAGACAUUUUAAUCGAUGCCGGCCUGAUAGAGCCGGAUGAAGUCGAGUUUAAUAGGGAAGUAAUUGAAAGGUCCGUUAGCUGGUUAAACGAACAAGGCGAGGAGAUCAAUACUUGGCUCGCAGAAAAUUUUGCUUUCAGUUCAACGCUUUAUCGGAACAAGAUGUUACAAGUCCUACUAGCACUGGUUGUAACAGUGUUUGUUACACCAACAUUUGGUCAAAAUUUUACCACAUAUCGACUGCCAAAUAAUACACGGCCAGAAACCUACGAUCUCAGUAUAAGAACGUGGAUCCACGAAGGCAAUCCCACAUUUUUCGGUUCCGUACGAAUCGGAAUAGUGGCUGUUGAUUCCACGGAUUACAUUCGGAUACAUCAUAAUGUUGCACAAGUUGAUAGCGUCAGAGUAGUAACUGCAGCCGGUGAGGUUCCAGUACCAAUUGGAGCUUACUCGUACAAUAGAACUUAUACAUUCUUGACCAUACCAAUGACCGGAGUUAAUUUGACGGAGGGAAUGAGAUAUUUCAUCGAUAUCGAUUAUGUGGGAACGAUGAACGAUUACAGUGGAUUCUAUCGCAGUUCGUACAAUGUAAAUAAUGCAAGAGUUUGGUUUGCCUCUACCCAAUUCGAAGCAACUUUUGCUCGCAGCGCAUUUCCAUGCUAUGACGAACCAUCGCUAAAAUCCAAUUUUACCAUUCGCAUCACUCACGACUCCUCUUACUCUGCCAUUUCAAAUAUGCCAGCACUUUCGGAAACCAUGAACCCCGAUGGAUCUGUUACCACACAUUUCGAAACCACUCCACUUAUGUCAACUUAUCUCGUUGCAUUUCACGUAUCCGAUUUCCUGAAUGUAACGAGCACACCACCUCGAUCAGUACCACAGCGCAUAUUUUCACGGUCGACAGCAAUCAAUGCAACGGCAUUACCGUUAGAAGCUGGCGAGCUGUUGAUUGAUGCAUUAACCGAUUAUAUUGGUAUUGAGUACUCGCUGCCGAAAAUGGAUCAUGUGGCCGUUCCGAGCUUUCCAGUAGAUGGUGCCAAGGGGAAUUGGGGCCUGAUUGCAUCCUAUGAAUUUUCUACACUUUUUGAUGAAGCAGCCGACUACUAUACGAGAUCUACAGGGUCACUGAGGACACUUUCACACAGUAUUUCCCAUUCUUGGUUUGGGAACUUGGUGACUCCGCGGUGGUACACUUAUCUAUGGAUGAAGGAGGGGUUCGCUACUUUUUUUGAAUAUUUGGGCGUUGAUUUGGUACAUCCAGACUGGCAAAUGAUGGACUAUUUUGUGGUUGAGGUGGCCCAAUUAAUGUUCUUUGCUGACGCAACUACAAAUACUCGGCCUAUGACGUACUACGUUGAACGUCCGUAUGAUAUCGACGAACAUUUUAAUAGAGUAGCGUACAGCAAAGGUGCAGCAGUAUUGAGAAUGUUUUGGUUUAUGUUUGGAGAGGAGACUUUCAUGAGAGCGGUGCGUUCGUACCUGGAAGACAAUGCGUACUCCAACGCAGCCGAAGAAGAACUCUUUGACGCACUAGACGAUGCAGUUAGAUCCGAAACAGAAAGUAUUAUUCCUGACACUGUUGACGUUCGGACAAUAAUGAUAUCAUGGACUAGACAAGCAGGAAUUCCAGUCGUAACGGUCGAUCGGAAUUACGACGACAAAGCCAGUCAAGUAACACUGCGGCAAGCAAGGUAUUAUGGAACUCAACCAGCGAAUCCUGCAAACACAACCUGGUGGAUACCAUACAAUUUAGCCACUCCCAAUAAUCCUGGCUUCGAAAAUACACGAGUCGAAGGAUGGAUUUCGCAGAACAGCAGUUCAUGGGAAAUAACUGUAGAUUCUUUGAGUGCUGAUGACUAUUUAUUAGUCAGCAAGCGAGCUGCUGGCUAUUACCGAAUUAUGUACGACGAAAGGAAUUACAAACUCAUCUCCGACGCAAUUCUACGAAACGCUUCUGAAUUCCACACAACAAACGUAGCUCAACUGAUGGACGACGCUUUCGAAUUUUAUCGGAGCAAUCGUUUGGCCCUUACAUCCGUAUUGGACUUGUUGCGUGUGUUGGAAUUCGAUUCGAAUUUUGUCAGUUGGAGUCCAGCUCUCUACACAAUUUACUUCGUAAAUCUGAAUUUCAAAGGACAUCAAAACUACCCGAUAUGGACAGACUUCGUCCGUAGUCUAACCGAAACGAUUUAUGAUUCCGUUGGGGUGGUAGAUAUUCCGGGCGAACCGAUUUUACGAAAAUACGCCAGGACAGCCAUCGUUGAGCUGGCAUGUCGUAUGGGAUCAGUACAUUGCCGAAGCGAUGCAAACAGACAGCUCCGUCGUCUAAUAGAAUCCGGUGACGAUUUUCACCAGAAUGUCCGACCGGUGUUAAAAUGUGCAUCACUUCGAAGUGCCACUCGAGCCGACUAUUUCUUUGUGUGGAAUGGCUUGCGAUUAUUGGAUUUGGGAGAAUAUGCGCCAAGAUUAGAAAUUAUUGGCUGGUUGGGAUGUACAAUGUCGCGACAUUUAUUAACCGAGUACAUCCGAUCGUCAAUCGAUUCGACAAAUUCACAUAAUUUCGAGUACAGCAGAUACGAACAGUAUGCCGUCAUCGAUUCAAUUUUGGAUAAUGCCGGAAAUUUGGGUAUUGAUGUUUCGCUUACGUUUCUGAUUGAAAAUGCGGCUGAAACGAGUCGAAGGUUCGGAUCAUAUUUCGUUCAAAAAUUUUCGCGCUUGAUCAGUAACGCUGAACACAUAGAACGUUAUGUCCUUUAUCAAAAUACUCUCCGUGAUGCUGGUUACAUCACCCAAGAUGAAAUUGACUACAAUAUGAAUCUGGUUGCGAAUUCCGUACGGUGGCUGGAGACCGAUGGAGUACUAGUUAAUAAUUGGCUGAUGGAAAAUUUUGUUUGAAUUUAUCGCUUGAGA